Messenger RNA from Pantherophis guttatus, 3035 nucleotides. It is a transcript of the gene DNAI4, whose product is annotated as dynein axonemal intermediate chain 4. Gene Ontology annotation, cellular component: axonemal dynein complex. The record is from RefSeq and is a predicted model, not a curated record. Lineage: Eukaryota; Metazoa; Chordata; Lepidosauria; Squamata; Colubridae. Gene Ontology annotation, biological process: cilium movement. Gene Ontology annotation, molecular function: dynein heavy chain binding; dynein light chain binding.
UAGUUUUCCCUUUUAUUUAGAUGGAAUGAAAGGCAGACAGAACUUUCAAAUCUGAAACUACCAAAACAAUAGUAAUAACAUUUCCGGAGUAGAUUCUAAGUCCCUGCAAUAACCAAGAGGGAAAAAAUGCAAAUAAAGGCUAUCCAAUCUCGGUUUUCAUCCAGGCUUUCUCAUAUUAUCAGCCAAUCAUAUAGCUACGUGGGGAAAAGGUGGCUACCAUGGUUACCACGUAAACAGUUUCCUGUUUCAACAGUAGCUGUUGAGGGAGUCAGGCUUUGUACCUAAUUUGGAUUUUAAAGCAGCAAUCUAGUGGCAUAGACAUUUGCUGAAUCUUAUUUCUCAGAGUGCUGGCAUACUGGCAAUAAGAGCUGCUGCUUAUUUGACAGCUUCAGUGUUCUCUCUGCCAUUGUGUUGGGAGACAAAUAGUAUAUUCAGGACGUGGAAACAACUUGAUCAUGUCGGAAAUGACUAAUAACCAGGAUAGCAAGACCAAGAGCAUCAUUAUCAAUACGAGCCUCACAAAAGAACAAAAUGUAUAUAAGAAGUUACCAUCAGCUUCAUCAUCUGGGAGACGAUUGAGCUUCGCUAGUGCCAUGCAAGGUAGUAAAAUCGGUUCAUUGGGUCGCAGAAGUAUCGUGAUCACUUCAGAACCAAAAAUGGAAAAAGGUGCUUUACCAAGCAGCAAACCUGUUGUUCAGGUUUUUGAUGAUCAGGGAAAAGAUGUGACACCUCGUCCACUUUAUCGUCCAGAAUUGAAUGUCGCACACAGACAAAGCAAAAUUUUAUCAGUACAUGAUUUUGCUGGGGUGACUCAACCUGAUUUCUUGUCUUCUUUAUCAAUGCAACAAACUUCUGUAGCUAGUAUUAGUUUAGCCGGUCCAUUUUCCAGAACGUAUGGGAGUGGCAGUGUUACAAAAUCAAGUGCUUCUACUGAAUCAAUGGCAGAAGAGAUUGUAGAGCCUGGAUUUAGACGAGACACAAUUUCUAGUUUUACAGAUGUCCAGGUUAGAAGAGAGGAGAUGUUAGAACAACUGACAAAGCAAGAUUUAGAAAAGACUGUGGAUAUAUUACUGACUGAGACAGAAACAAUUUGGUUGUUUAACAUGCCAACUGAUAUGAUAUCCUCAGAAGCUGAAGAAGCUGAAGAUGUCAGGAAAAAGAAUAUUGCUUAUAUGGAACUCUGUAAAAACAGACUUGGCAAUGAUCAAUAUGCCAAUAGAAUGAUGCAAACAUUGAAUGGAGCACCAAAGACAAAGGAAGUACAAUGUGACAAAAUUGUAAUGGCUGACAAAGAGAUAAUGGCCACUACCUGGGAUUUAUUUGAUUCUUUUAAUGCUUUGGAAGAAGCAACAGCAGAAACAAUUAGUGGAGCGCUAACUACAGUGGCUGGUAAACCAGCGGCAGCCAAAGAGCGUGACAAAGCUAUCUCCCUUGGUUCUAUGGAAGAAAGCUUUACUUCAAGUUCCAUUAUUGAUCUUGAAAGUGUAAUUCUCUCCCGAAUUCAGGAAGAAACAGAAGACCACUCAGAACUUAUAUUUAAAUCUGACAAAUUUAAUCAGGAUCUAUUUUAUAUGGAAAGAGUCCUAAUAGAGAAUAUUUUCCAGUCAAAACUUGCAGCUUAUCGGCAACUUCCUAUCCUCAUAGAGCCAGAAAAAUCUGAAUAUAGUGAAUCGGAAUUUGAUAAUAUAUCAGUAAAGGAGGAGGAAAAGGAGGAGGAAGAAGCGGCUGAAGAAGAACAGACAUCAAUGAAAUCAUCCUUGCUGUUAGAGUUUGGUGAACGACAAGAAGAACUACCACCACCAUUUAUGGAAGCCUUGUGGUCCUAUGGAUGCAGUUUGACGAAAGGCAACAAUGUGAGCUGUAUGGCUUGGAACAAGUUCAACCCUGAUCUUUUAGCUGUUGGUUAUGGGCAGUUUCGUUUUCAAGAGCAGAAGAAAGGCUUGGCAUGCUGCUGGUCACUGAAAAACCCUAUGUGGCCAGAACGUAUCUACAACUGUGUUCAUGGGGUAACUGCAUUGGAUUUCUCUACAGCCAAUCCAAACCUCCUAGCAGUAGGACUGUUUAAUGGGACAAUAGAAGUUUACAAUGUCCAGUCCCGAAAUCAAACUUCAGUUCUAGAUAACAGCGAAUCCCACGAUAAACAUUUAGGGCCUGUGUGGCAGCUGAGAUGGGUGGAGCAAGACAGGGGAACAAGUGGAGAAGACAAAGGAGAGAUCCUUGUCUCCAUUUCAGCAGAUGGCAGAAUAACUAAAUGGUUUGUUCGGAAAGGACUGAGCUGCACAGACCUAAUGAAGCUAAAGCGAACUACAGCUGAAAAGAAAAAAACAGGAACAGAAAGGAAAAGUGAAGCACUUAUAUCUCGACAGGCUCCAGGACUAUGCUUUGAUUUUCAUCCAAAGGACACUAAUAUCUACAUGGCAGGAACUGAAGAAGGUUAUAUUCAUAAAUGUUCUUGUUCUUAUAACGAGCAGUACCUGGAGACCUACAGAGGACACAAGGGCCCUGUGUAUAAGAUCACAUGGAAUCCUUUCAGCACGGAAGUGUUUCUAAGUUGUUCUGCAGACUGGACUAUCAUGCUGUGGCGCCAGGAUUCAGUUCGCCCAGUUUUAAUCUUUACUUCCACUACCAAUGUUAUUUAUGAUAUCAUGUGGUCUCCAAGUUCUGCCUAUGUGUUUGCAGCAGUGAAUGAAACCAGGGUAGAAAUCUGGGAUCUAAGUGUGAGCACGUUGGAUCCCCUAAUUGUGAAUCCUGCUACUGGCAAUUUGAAAUUCACAACUGUACUUUUUGCUAAAAGUGCAGAUUGCCUUCUGAUUGGGGACAGUGAUGGACUAGUCACUGUUUAUGCACUGAAAAAUAUGACCGUCUCAGACAAAAAAAAGAUGGAUAUGUUGCAUGAUAUGAUCGGCUCUAAUCUAGCCAGUCCAGAGUAGUUUUUUUUUAACUGAAAUAUUUAAUAAAAGUGAAGAUGAUGUAAAACAUGGCAUUUAAUAACUCACCAUAAAAAUGAAAUUAUUAAAUAUGUAUGUGGUUCUGUA